GCGUCUUGGACGCAAGAGCCUUUGCGUACAUGUGUUGAACACGAAUCUAAACCUUUGCUAAUAUCUGUAGCUUCCUUAGCAAAAUUGUGUUGAUGUUUGAUUUGAUUUGAAUCGGUUAAAGGAAAAUUGACAGGGGCGUUUCGCCAAAAUCGACCAGUGGGCACCGAGGAGCGUUAGCUGCUUAUGCUAAGUGCCAACGAUGAAGACCACGAACUCCAACAGCGUCAUGGGCAUGUUUGAAGAAGGAAAUGUGGUCAAGAUUUGUGCGCCCAUGGUUCGAUAUUCAAAGCUGGCUUUCAGGUCAUUGGUGAGGAAGUACAACUGUGACAUUUGCUUCACUCCAAUGAUAGUUGCGUCCGACUUUGUGCGAUCCGUCAAAGCAAGAGACAGUGAAUUCACCACAAAUGAGUGUGACAGACCCCUGAUUGUGCAGUUUGCUGCCCACAAUGCUCAGACUCUGGUUGAUGCAACGUGUGCAGUUGCACCGUUCUCUGAUGGAGUUGACCUUAACUGUGGAUGCCCCCAGAGAUGGGCCAUGUCCGCAGGAUAUGGCGCGUGCCUUAUCAACAACCCUGAACUGGUUAAAGACAUGGUCAGACAUGUCAGGAACCAAGUGGACAAUCCAAACUAUACAACAUCCAUCAAAAUAAGAAUUCACGACGACCUGAGGAAGACAGUUGAUCUGUGCCAGAAGGCUGAGUCAGCAGGUGUAUCGUGGAUAACAGUGCACGGUCGUACAUCGGAGGAGCGCCACCAGCCAGUACACUACGACGCCAUAAAGACAAUCAAAGACAGCGUGCCCAUUCCGGUCAUUGCCAACGGGGACAUAAAGUACCCAUGUGAUGUGGAGUCUGUUCACCAGCUCACUGGUGUUGAUGGUGUGAUGGCAGCGCGAGGGUUGCUCGCUAACCCGGCAUUGUUCGCAGGCCAUGAAGAAACACCUUUGGAGUGCAUAUGGGACUGGGUGGACAUUUCUGUACAGCAGGGCACUCCAUUUACUUGCUUCCACAAUCAUCUCAUCUACAUGCUUGAUAGGGUUAGCGCUCAGCCUGAGAGAAAAGUAUUCAAUUCUUUAUGUAGUACAUCAGCUGUAAUAGACUACCUCCAGAACACAUAUGGUUCAGCGCAUGAUUGGGGAAAGAUGACGUUGCAAUGGACUGCUGUGGCCUUCUUCCUUUAUAUGGAGAUAGGCAUACUUGUCAUCCUCUGUUUGCCCUUCAUUUCAGCUAAGAGAUGGCAGAGCGCUUUCAAUUUGAGAAUCUGGAGCCCGGUUGCCCGCUUUUGGAACAAAGUCUUUCUUACAAUGAUUAUCAUACUUAUUGUGCUUUUCCUUGACGCGGUCCGUGAGGUGAGGAAGUACUCCGUUAAAGAUCUCGGCAGAGAUGCCAAGCUGCUGCCCAACAUGCAUGACCACAUGCACAUGAAGCUUUUCCGGGGCCAGCGGAACCUUUACAUCUCUGGCUUUGCUGUCUUCCUCUGGCUGGUUAUGAAGCGAGUGGUCACCCUGAUAAACCAACUGGCUUCCGUGUCCGGGACCACUGCUGCUCUGCAGGCACAGGCUGAAAAUGCUAACAAAGCUGCCAAAAAGUACUUGGAGGACAACGAGCUGCUGAAGGAGGCUCUGAUGGAGGGGACAGGAGACAAAGCAACUGCAGAGGGUAUGGAGCUGUUGAGGAAAGAGGUGGAGAAACUGAAAGAUGACCUGAAGACUUCAGAAGACGCACUGAAGAAGUCCGAGAGCGAUGCAGAUGGGUUGAAGAAACAGACGGAUGGUCUUGCCAGGGAGUACGACAGACUGCUUAAAGAACAUCAAGAGCUUCAGAAUAUUCAAAGUCCUGUAAACAAAAAGGAAGACUAAACUUUGGAACAAGUUCUCCACGCAACUCCUUGUGAACAGUGCAAACGAUACUUGAAGUACACACACGCUUUUGAAUAGAGCCGAUUUUUUUGUUUUUUUUUACAAUUAUUUUGGGGGGGGGGGUCUCCUGGCGCCUUACGCUCGCUUUCCUGUUUCUGCCUGGCACUGUGUGACUAAGAGGGUUAAUGCUCGAGUCAAUGCUCUUUAUUUUUCUUUGGGACUGCUAUGGAGAAUCUCAGCAUGGUUUUCAGGGGGGGGGGCCGUUGAGCUUUCUUUCAGUUUAGUCAUUCUCUGUAAUGAUCAUUUUUCUUUUGUAUAUUUUUAAAUCUCCUCAUGGCUCAUUCCCUUACACCCGAACUCCAUCACUAGUGAAAAGUUGCUGCUCUCACAAGUUUGUUUAUUUAGAUGCCGCAGGCACGGGCUGUCAAAUCAUUCUGUCACAGUUGUUGUUUUGUUUUUGUAUGUACUUUAAUUUUAGCGGUGAAGCAUUGUGGUAGCGAUUCCCAACAUCAAGCAAUUCCCCCAUUUUGGUCAUGUCUUAAUUUGAGUGUGUCCACGUAAAAUAUGGAAGAGGUAACAUGUGGGUCAAUUAGGGGGUCAUGUGGGUCAAUUUUUGGGGGUGUUAUGGUGACAGAGUGUGAGUUUUACUGUGUUGGAAAUGUUUGUUCUAAAGGUUUGUUUCCCAAAUGCACCAAUGUUUCACUUAAUCUAUAGGAGAUGUGCUAUACGGGUAUGGAUUGACACAUGUAAACCAAACGUGCCUGUCAGGAAGAUGUGGAAUGUUUAUUUUGUAUUAUUAUUUUUUUAAUCCUGCAUUUUAAACAAUACACCCCAAGACAUUUUUGGAUUGGGUAUUAAAAGUUUUAUUACUUGUAAGGUACAUUUCUUUUUGGACAUUUUUACAAAAAUAAUCCUUAAAAAUUAUAUACAUUCUUAUCACUUUGUUGCCGCUCUUAUGUAUGUACUCAACACUUUUGUCUGAUACAGCUGAAUUCAAAGACAGUAACCACGAUACAGUUGAACCUACAGUAUACAGUAUAUCCUCAAUUGGGAUAAAGUCUUACAAAACAAUAUUCUCUACAUUUAUGAGGACAUUUUAUUUACAUAUUCUGAAUGUACAAUAGCUUAGUGUAUUAGUUUGUUUUUCCCCCCCAAAAAAUGAAAAAUAAUAAACACCUGAGAAAAAUCA
Messenger RNA from Phycodurus eques (leafy seadragon), 3047 nucleotides. RefSeq names its product dihydrouridine synthase 4-like (S. cerevisiae) (gene dus4l). NCBI's taxonomy places the organism in Eukaryota, Metazoa, Chordata, Actinopteri, Syngnathiformes, Syngnathidae. Gene Ontology annotation, molecular function: flavin adenine dinucleotide binding; tRNA dihydrouridine synthase activity. Gene Ontology annotation, biological process: tRNA processing. The transcript has 13 exons. The record is from RefSeq and is a predicted model, not a curated record. Bases 200 to 1858 code for a protein of 552 amino acids.